AUGGGAUGCACUGUUGUAUUUAUUACUUUACAAAUUGCCAAUUCAUUUCCUAGCCUUUCAAUACGGGAACGAAAGUUAGCUGCCGAUGUACAUGCUUCAGCUCUAGAUGGACAAGCUAAUAAGUAUAUGCACAACAACGAUUCAAACCUCUACAGGGCUAAUUCCGGUAACCAUGCUCAAUUAGUACAAACGCCCAACAAAUCUGUGAACUAUUUACCUCAGGGGGAAGUGAAAGAUCCGCAAAAGAACUACAUGAGACCACCACGAAAGAGUAGAAAGAACGAGUUCUACGAAAAUAUCAUAGUUCAUUUCGAUCUGAAGGGAGCACCACCUCGGGUACCGUACUUUAUGGAACUGCUCGAUCUUGUUGCACGAGCUGGAGCUACAGGGGUCCUGCUAGAAUGGGAAGAAAUGUUUCCAUGGAAAGGUCGAUUAGCAGUGGCAAGAGGUGCUGAGGCAUACUCACUCAAUGACGUACGGGCUAUACUAUUCAAAGCAAAGAGCCUAAAUCUUGACAUAAUUCCGCUGGUGCAAACGUUUGGUCAUUUGGAAUGGUUUUUGAAGUUAGAAGAGUUUCGAAAGUACAGGGAGAAUGAUGCCUAUCCGCAGGUACUAUGUUUGGGUGAUCAAGAUGGUGUUGCUAUAGUCAAGGAGGCUCUGAAGCAAGUGAUAGAUGUCCACAAGGAGUUCGGCAUCAAAUAUUUCCAUAUCGGAGCGGAUGAGGCAUUCGAGGACAUCGCUGAGUAUGUAAGAAGCCAAACGGAUGGAGCAACAGUCCUCGCCUGGCAUGAUAUGCUGAAGGAGUUUGACCUAAGCCUUAUUGGUUUUUUGGGACUCGGACGAAUCAUUGAGCCAGUCAUUUGGGACUAUUCUGAAGAGGUCACAAUGCCAGAACAAGCCUUUUCUGCACUGGCUGAUAAUUUUCCGAUUGUGUGGGCGUCUUCUGCUUACAAAGGGGCGAACUUCCCUUCUGCUAAGUACAUUGAUAUAUUGCAUUAUGAAACGAAUAAUAAUGCUUGGAUUGAAGCAAAAAGACUUACGAAGGUAAAUUCGAGAAAUUCCACGGCAUUAUUCUGGCGGGAUGGCAGAGGUAAGACAGAACUUUUCCAUUAUAUUAGAUACGAUCACAUGGCUGCAAUAUGUGAGACCUUACCGGUAGGUACUCUAUCAAUGGUGUUGAAUGUGCAAGUCGCAUUGUUGGGCAGGAAAGAUCAACAUUUGGCAAGGGAUAGAGCAGCCCAAAUUCUUGGCUGUAACCGGUUCUACGUGGGCGGUUUAGAUCUGGUCAGCCAGAGCUGUAACUUUACAGGGUUUCAAGUGUAUUCCUUGUUCCAAGGAUCUGCUAGGAGUACGAUCAAGUAUAUAGAAUCAGAACUUGACAAAAGCCAUUCAAUCAAAGGUUGGCUGUCGCCAUACAGCAUGCGGUACAAUUUUACUCAGAACUGGUAUCUCAAGGACAUCAAGAACCUUGUGCAAAUGCUACAAAUGGAAAUAAAGUCAAUAGAACAAGCACUGAGAAGAGAGCUUUCAAUGUUGUUUUUUCCAAAUACCGUGGACGAAUUCAUAUAUCUUUCAAUAUCACCAACCAUAGAUCGAUUGAAGAAGUAUGAAGACGAAAUUGAGAGGCUCUCGAAAAUACGAUCAUGGCCGAAACGGCCAUUCCCAAUCAAAAGCUAG
This is a messenger RNA of Cylicocyclus nassatus, 1677 nucleotides long. Lineage: Eukaryota; Metazoa; Nematoda; Chromadorea; Rhabditida; Strongylidae. The record is from the annotation of a GenBank genome assembly.